Messenger RNA from Solenopsis invicta (red fire ant), 1546 nucleotides. It is a transcript of the gene YL-1, whose product is annotated as vacuolar protein sorting-associated protein 72 homolog. The record is from RefSeq and is a predicted model, not a curated record. The transcript is spliced from 7 exons. NCBI's taxonomy places the organism in Eukaryota, Metazoa, Arthropoda, Insecta, Hymenoptera, Formicidae. Gene Ontology annotation, cellular component: nucleus. Gene Ontology annotation, molecular function: ATP-dependent H2AZ histone chaperone activity. Gene Ontology annotation, biological process: regulation of DNA-templated transcription; chromatin remodeling. The coding region runs from base 229 to 1422 and encodes 397 amino acids.
AGUCUGUCAAGAUCGAGUGGAGUGAAGGAAAUGAAACAAUCAACAAAGCAAAAGUAUUUAUGAAUUUUUUAAUUGUAUUAUAAAAUAAUAUCCGCGUUGUGUACGAACUUGAAUUAACUUGAGGGAAAAACGAUCAAAAGAAGGAUUGAAUGCACCAAGGCUAAGGUGUAAGACAUAAUUAGAUAACAUAUAAAUUAUAUCGAAAAUUGUUGGCCAGAUUUCACUACAAUGGCCGCAACAAGAGAAAAACGUGCAAACGCUGGCAAUAAAAUGGCAAGGUUGCUGAAUGAAGAGGAGGAAGAUGAUUUUUAUAAAACUACAUAUGGUGGCUUUGACGAGGUGGAACAGGAUCAUGAUUACAUGGAAGAAGAUGAAGCAGAGGACGAGGUAGACUCGGAUUUCAGCAUUGAUGAGAAUGACGAGCCGGUUUCUGAUACCGAACAAGAGGGACCAAAAAAGAAACGUAGAUUAGUAACAAAAGCAUAUAAGGAGCCUAAACCUGCCACAUUGCAUGCACAGUCGACACCCAGAGAGAAAAAAAUAAAACAACCGAAACAAGACAAGACUCUCAUAGAUAGCAUAGAAAGGAAAUCAAUACGCCGCUCCACUGCCGCAAAGUCAGCGGCUACACAAAAACGCUUGCGUGAGAGAAACGAAGAAGAUAAAAGACGGAAAAUAAAAGUUGUGAAGCAUGAUAUAUGGAAACCUACUCAAGAAGAAUUAUUGGAAGAAGCAUUGCAAACAGAAGAAAUUAACACAAAGUCAUUGGAAAAGUAUCAGAAACUAGAAAAUGAAAAAAAGACUACGAGGACUGUAAGAAAAACGCAUGUUGGUCCAAUGAUUAGAUAUCAGUCAUUGUCUAUGCCAGUCAUGGUAUUAUCCGAAACAUAUGUGGAUGUAGAAAAGAUCAAUGUUGAAUGUGACGAUGAGAAAAAAGGAAAUUCUAAUAAUACUGGUGCUGACGGUUCUUCAAAAGGAAGUGAAACUGAGUCAAAAGGAGAUGGAAAAGAUGACAAUAAAAAGGAAUCUGUAGUUGCUACUGCUAAAAGGAAAGAUAUUCAUGCCAAGGAAACUGGAACAUUUUAUGAACGCACAUUUAUUACUUUUGAAAAUGAACAAUCGUACUUAGAUGUAUUUAAGAAAUCGACACCGCAAAGGCCACCAUUGAAGCCUCUAUGUGCAAUCACGCGGUUGCCUGCUAAAUAUUUAGAUCCUAUGACACAAUUACCAUAUAAAAAUGUACAGACCUUUCGAUUGCUUCGAGAAGCAUAUUAUCAGCAGUUAGAAGGUCGGACUGAUCUUAAUGACACAUCUCAAAAUCCAGAAUUAUCACGAUGGCUCGAAUGGCGACAGAAAAAUCAUAGUAAUACUCAGAGAAACACUAUUCGUCUAGAGUCAGCAUCUUUACCUGUAUCUUCAUAAUUUUUUCUGCUUGUAAGUAACAAUUUAGGAUAAAAAGUAGCCUAUUUUUAUUAUUCCCAUGAUCCUAUAUAAAUUAAAUUUUAUUAUUUGUAAUAAAGCGUAAUAUAAUUAUCUUUAUAAAAUA